Messenger RNA from Corvus hawaiiensis (hawaiian crow), 972 nucleotides. RefSeq lists its product as uncharacterized. Lineage: Eukaryota; Metazoa; Chordata; Aves; Passeriformes; Corvidae. The record is from RefSeq and is a predicted model, not a curated record. The transcript is spliced from 2 exons. Bases 82 to 972 code for a protein of 296 amino acids.
CGCGGGGAGAGGGGACCCUGGCCUCAGUGCCGCUGCGGCUGAGAGGAGCCCCGGGAACCGGGCGCCGGCGGGGCAGCGCGGAUGCGUUUUGCUCAGUCAGAUUUUGGUGCAAAAGCUCAACAGAAAUCCCAUCCCCCUGCUCGGGAGAGGGGGUUUUCUCUGGGUGAGCUUUCUCAGCGCAGGGGGCAGCGAACCCUGCGAGGGGGCAGCGUUGGCUCUGUCCCUCCCGCCCCCCUCAUCCCUCCCCUUUCCCCCGGCACAUCCAGUGGGGCUGCAAGGUCGCUGCAGGGUCUGCCCUCUCUCCUCGCUCGCACGGCGGAGCAGCAAUGCCUUUGUGUUUACCGCUUUUGCACCGCCCGGCGCGGACGGGCAGAGGGAGGGCGAGCUGUCCUAAACCUCCCGGGCACCAGGAUAGGGCCAGGGAGAAGGGCCGUCGCCGGGGCCGUGAAUCCCGGCGGUCCCGGGAGCGGCGUCCGGGACCGCGGGGAGCUGCUCUCCCGCCCCUGGCUAAAGGGUCUGCUCCCUGGGGUUUGGCAAUUAGGGGCCGUAUUGGCUUGGAAACUGCGCUGUGUUUCUUGUCGUUCCUGCAGAGGCUGUGUUCGGCUGCCAGAGCCGGGCGCGGAGUGCUCGGACACAGCUCGCAGACCUCGGGUGGCACAGGAGAGCGCCCCAAGACAUUCCUUCGCCUGGGGAAGGACACACAGCCGGGAGACCCGCUGGAAACACAUGUGCCCUCCUCCAAGUCCCCGCUGCCGCUGUCGGCUUCCUCCUUGCCUCGGUCGCUCCCUUCUUGUUGCUACUCCUGUCCCGGCACGGCUCCCCGCGGAGCCGGGGAGCGGGCAGUGCCGGGGUGGGGAAUACACGAUAUCCCGUGUGGCAGCGCCGCUGCGCCCGUCGCUGAGCCCGCGGAGAGUGACCUGUCAAGGAGGUGUACUAGAGGGGAGGGGAAAGGAGCGGCGGGGAGGGGGAUGA